This is a messenger RNA of Rangifer tarandus platyrhynchus (Svalbard reindeer), 2691 nucleotides long. The record is from the annotation of a GenBank genome assembly. NCBI's taxonomy places the organism in Eukaryota, Metazoa, Chordata, Mammalia, Artiodactyla, Cervidae.
AUGGAUCGGUACCUGCUCCUCGCGGUCUGGGGCGAGGGAAAGGCCGCGGCGGCGGGCCCGGGACUUGGGCCCGAGGCUUUGCGAGUCGAGGGCCCCGGAAAGCCGUCGGAUUUAAGAGCAGCAAAUGUAUAUCGUCUCCUGAAAAGAAGCAUUAGUGCUUCAAUUAGUCCAGAAGAUAGUACUUUCCCUGCCUGUUCAGUGGGCGGUAUACCUGGUUCCAGGAAGUGGUUCUUUGCAGUUCAGGCAAUAUGUGGAUUUUAUCAGUUUUGUAGUUCACACUGGGAAGAGAUACAUUUUGGCGCAGAGAAGGAUGACAUUGAAGAUGUUCUUCAAACAAAUAUGGAAGAAUGUUUGAGUGCUGUUGAGUGUUUUGAGGAAGAAGACAGCAAUAGCAGGGAAUCGUUAUCCUUGGCUGACCUUUAUGAAGAAUCUGCAGAAAGUUUGCAUCACUUAUCAGACAAGCUUCCUGCUCCUGGUAGAGCAAUGAUAGAUAUAAUACUGUUGCCUUCUGACAAAGAUCCUCCAAAACUGAGAGACUGUCUGCCUACUGUAGGAGCAUUAAAACAUUUGAAGGAAUGGUAUUCAGCAAAAAUUACUGUAGCAGGAGAUCAUUGUGAAAUAAGUUAUCAGAAAAUUGCAGAAUACCUUUCUGCUAAUGUUGUAUCGUUUGAAGAUCUCAAAAAUGCUAUUGAUUCAACGGAGCUGUGGAGAGGAAAGAUUCAGAUAUGGGAGAGGAAGUUUGGAAGUGAAAUUAGUUUCCCUGAAUUUUGUUUAAAGGGAGUCACACCAAAGGAUUUUAAAACAUCUAAUUUAGAAACUUGCUUUCUUGACAAAAAGAUAAUACCGUCUAAGGAUAAAGAUAUUUUGCCAAAGGUUUUUCAUUAUUAUGGCCCUGCUUUAGAAUUUGUGCAGAUGAUAAAAUUAUCAGAUCUACCCUCCUGCUAUAUGUCGGACAUUGAAUUUGAGUUGGGAUUGACCACAAACAGCACCAGGCAGAGCUCCGUGCUGCUGUUGGAGCAGCUUUCGUCCCUCUGUGGCGAGGCUGGUGCUCUUUUUGUAUUGCCGUGUACCAUUAGUAGCAUACUUAUUCCUCCUCCUAGCCAACUCAAUUCAAGAAGAUGGAAGGAAUAUAUGGCUAGAAAGCCUAGGACGAUCAGUGUUCCAGAUGUUGAAGUGAAAGGAGAGAGUUCUAGCUAUUACCUCUUAUUACAAGGUAAUGGCAAUGGAAAGUGUAAAGCCACAUUGAUUCACUCAGCCAACCAGAUCAAUGGCUCGUUUGCACUCAGUUUAAUUCAUGGAAAGAUGAAAGCAAUGACAGAAGAAACCAAAUUGAGUUUUCCUCUUGACCUCUUGUCACUUCCGAGUUUCUCCAGGGAGCAGCUUAUACAGAGAGAAAAACAGUUAGCCAAUGUUCAGGCUUUGGCUUUGAAGGAAUGUCUGAAAAGGGGAAAGUUGGCAAAGCGGCGUGAGGUAAUUUCUGUGGAUGAACUCAAAAGUCUGCUAACACGCACAAGGGAACAUUUUUUAGAUCAUUUUGAUGCUGUUAUUCCAAAAACAAGUCUAAUAAAGACAGACAAAACCUCCAAUAUGUUAAAUGAAAGCCGUUCACUGGAGCCUCCUUCCUGCCCAGUGGAGACCAGUCCUCUGGAGUGGCCUGAGAGGCAUGUCCUUCAAAAUUUGGAAACUUUUGAAAAAGCUAAACAAAAAAUGAGAACUGGUUCAUUACCUCGUUCAUCUGAACAAUUGCUGGGCCACAAAGAGGGUCCACGGGAUUCAGUCACAUUAUUGGAUGCUAAAGAAUUGCUUAAAUUCUUUACCUCAGACGGGUUACCAAUUGGAGAUCUUCAGCCUUUACAGAUUCAAAAAGGGGAGAAGACUUUUGUCCUGACACCAGAACUUAGUCCUCGGAAACUUCGCGGUUUACCUUUUGAAAAAGCUUCAGUAUGUCAUUAUCAUGGAAUUGAGUAUUGCUUGGAUGACCGGAAGGCAUUAGAGAGAGACGGGGGAUUUUCAGAGCUGCAGUCCCGUCUUAUUCGUUAUGAAACCCAGACCACCUGCAGCAGGGGGAGUUCUCCAGGACCCACUGUGCUCAGCCCUCUUCCGUCUCCUGCAGUUUCGUCAGAGCCCACGAGUGUCCCUGACGGAGAAGCUCUGCAGAGGGAGCUCCGGACUGACGUCUCCCGAGUGAAAAGGAGAUCACAAGACCUGAAUUGCCUUUAUCCCCCCAAAAGACUUGUGAGAUCUGGAAGUUCAGAUUCUCUUCUUUCUCAGACAAGUGGCAGUGCUCGCCAUCACCAUGAGGUCCCAUCCAGCAAACCGCGGGCAGAGCGACCGUUACCUGUCACGUGUCCCUCUGCUCUGAGCAGUGAAACUCCCCGGGUCACUGCCAAGGCCCGUUCAGGUCAAAAAGCUGUGCGCGGACCAGAGACAGCAAGGCCUGCGAAAGAAUCCCGAUCACAGAAGCACACGCGGAUACUGAAAGAAGUAGUUGCUGAAGCCCUGAAGAAGCACAGCGUGACGGAGGCUCACGAAUGUUUUGCUGCUUGCAGCCAGCGUCUCUUUGAGAUCUCCAAGUUCUACCUAAAGGAUCUUAAAACUUCGAGGGGUCUAUUUGAAGAAAUGAAAAAAACAACAAACAACAAUGUUGUACAGGUGAUUGAAUGGGUCUUAGAAAAAGCAAGCAAGAAAUAA